AAAAAGCGACAAGGACUCGCCGCCGGUUGGUGAUAUAAGUGGCGGGGAGCAGCCCCGGACCGGCCGUGAGUACAAGAGGAAGAGAGAAUUAAUACUGCUACGCCAACUAGUAGCAGCUCAAGAGUCGAUUGAUUACGGUACGUGCGUCGAGGUCGAUCGAUCCAUAGGAAGGAAGGAAGGAUAGGAAGGAUAGGAUGCAGGGUGAGGUGGAGCAGCAGGCGCCGAUGCAGAUGGUGCUGCGGGUGAAGCACCCGUCGUCGCUGUCCAGCGGCAGCGAUGAGGCGGCGGAAGGGGAGGGGUCGUCCAGGUCGGCGCUCUCCGUGUUCAAGGCCAAGGAGGAGCAGAUCGAGAGGAAGAAGAUGGAGGUCAGGGACAAGGUGUUCGCGCAGCUCGGACGCGUCGAGGAGGAGUCCAAGCGCCUAGCAUUCAUAAGACAGGAGCUGGAAGGGAUGGCCGAUCCUACCAGGAAGGAGGUGGAAUCAAUACAGCGGCGGAUCGACACCGUCAACCGCCAGCUCAAGCCCCUCAGCAAGAGCUGCGUCAAGAAGGAGAAAGAAUACAAAGAGGUUCUCGAGGCGUACAACGAGAAGAGCAAGGAGAAGGGCAUACUUGUCAACAGGCUAAUAGAGCUGGUGAGCGAAAGCGAGAGGAUGAGGAUGAAGAAGCUUGAAGAGCUCAACAAGACGGUCGAUUCACUGUAUUAGACGUAAUAAUAAUAAUGUUAAUUACCCCCGAUCGAGAGCUUAAUUUUGCUGUGCAAUCUCCGUCGUCCGUCCCAUGGAUUUGAAUGUAUGUGAUCUGUACGUGUCAGCUUGUAACUGCCCAUGUCGUGAGCGAUUCUUCUUUAA
Hordeum vulgare subsp. vulgare (domesticated barley) is the source of this 848-nucleotide messenger RNA. RefSeq lists its product as uncharacterized. The record is from RefSeq and is a predicted model, not a curated record. Lineage: Eukaryota; Viridiplantae; Streptophyta; Magnoliopsida; Poales; Poaceae. The coding region runs from base 195 to 704 and encodes 169 amino acids. The transcript is spliced from 4 exons.